ACCAUUCAGUCAUCUAUUUCAACACCCAGACAUGACAUAAAAGCCAGCGCUGAGCCAUGUUCACCACACAGACACACACCUCUUCCUUUGACCGCUUGCUAGGUGAGGCGCUCCAUUGACUAACCAGCUCCACUCAUGAACCAGCACUACCCACAGAAAUACUUUCUGGAAAUAGACAAGAAGAACUGCUGUGUGUUCCGAGACGACUUCAUUGCCAAAGUGUUGCCGCCGGUGUUAGGGUUGGAGUUUGUGUUCGGGCUUCUGGGCAAUGGCCUUGCCCUGUGGAUUUUCUGUUUCCAUCUCAAGUCCUGGAAAUCCAGCCGGAUUUUCCUGUUCAACCUGGCCGUGGCUGACUUUCUCCUGAUCAUUUGCCUGCCAUUCCUGACGGACAACUAUGUGAGGAAGUGGGACUGGAAGUUUGGGGACAUCCCUUGCCGGCUGAUGCUCUUCAUGUUGGCUAUGAACCGCCAGGGCAGCAUCAUCUUCCUCACAGUAGUGGCCGUGGAUAGGUAUUUCCGGGUGGUCCAUCCCCACCAUGCCCUGAACAAGAUCUCCAACCGGACAGCAGCCAUCAUCUCUUGCCUCCUGUGGGGCAUCACCAUUGGCCUGACAGUUCACCUCCUGCGCAAAAAGAUGCUGAUCCAGAAUGGCUCUGCCAAUCUCUGCAGCAGCUUCAGCAUCUGCUAUACCUUCAGGUGGCACGAUGCCAUGUUCCUCUUGGAGUUCUUCCUGCCCCUGGCCAUCAUCCUGUACUGCUCAGCCAGAAUCAUCUGGAGCCUGCGGCAGAGGCAAAUGGACAGGCAUGCCAAGAUAAAGAGAGCCAUCAACUUCAUCGUGGUGGUGGCCAUUGUCUUCAUCAUCUGCUUCCUUCCCAGUGUGGCUGUGCGAAUGCGCAUUUUCUGGCUCCUAUACACUUCAGGGACGCAGAAUUGUGAACUGUAUCGUUCAGUGGACCUGGCGUUUUUCAUCACCCUCAGCUUCACCUACAUGAAUAGUAUGCUGGACCCCUUGGUGUACUAUUUCUCUAGCCCAUCUUUUCCCAACUUCUUCUCCACUUUGAUUAACCGCUGCCUCCGAAAGAAGCCAUCAGGUGAGCCAGACAGUAACCGGAGCACCAGUGUUGAGCUCACGGGUGACCUGACCACUACGAGAAACAUCCCAGAUACAUUAAUGGGCAACCCCCAGUGAGCCAUAGAGCCCCUCUUAUUUGGGCCCAAUCUCUUAUAAAACAACCAUACCAAGAAAAGGGAUUGUCACCAAGAACCAAGAUCUCUGGAGAAACCUCUGGGCUACUGCACAGAGUAAAAUCAUCAGACUAGACCUAAGGUUUCCUGGAACUUCCAGAUUCAGAGAAUCAGAUUUAGAGAAACUGUGUGGUAGAGUGGGUGACUGGUUCUAAGGUGUGACCACAGAAAUCUUGGGGGAACAGAGAGUAAACCUUCCAGGCAUCUGAAACUUUGCUUGAUUUUCUGACUCUCGAGACUGAAGAUGGGCAAAUUGUCAACCCUUCUGCUGAGCAGAGUUGGCACUUCAGAGCCGCCCAUCAGAACUUGUGACUUGCUGGACUGCUUUCUUCACCUGAGAUUUGGAUGGCUCUCCGCUCAUGGGGGGAUGUCUAGCUAGUUGUGGGCCCCAGCAGGAAUAAGGAGAGCUAGAGAUUGGAGAGGAGUGAGGUUGCUCCUGGAGGGAGCCCAGACAUCGUUAAACAAGUAUAUGAGUUCCGUGGACCAAUUCAUCAUUCAGCCAAGCUUUAGCAGAAAUGGAUUCAGCAAAGAGAUUCUAAGGAUUGGUUAAUACCUGAGUUUCCAGUUGUGGUAAAUUAGCUCUGGGAGGGACUGAGCUAAACAGUGUUAUUAGGGGAAAGAAAAUGGCAUUGGUGCUACUACCAGCAAUUAAUCCAUUUCUCUCUUGUUUACACUAAUUUUAAGGUUGAGCAGUUAAACAGGCUUUGGGGAAGAAAGCUGCUUCCCACCUCUGUUUGCUUUUGUCAUUAAAAGGGACAGGCCCUGCUGCCCAAUGGUUAAAGGGGGAAGAUUCCUCCUGGUUCAUUUGCUUGUGUUUCUGUCCUUAAUAAUAAAGCUACUAUUUCAAUAAAUUUUGAA
Messenger RNA from Nycticebus coucang (slow loris), 2102 nucleotides. RefSeq names its product hydroxycarboxylic acid receptor 2. The record is from RefSeq and is a predicted model, not a curated record. The transcript has a single exon. Gene Ontology annotation, biological process: G protein-coupled receptor signaling pathway. Lineage: Eukaryota; Metazoa; Chordata; Mammalia; Primates; Lorisidae. The coding region runs from base 136 to 1188 and encodes 350 amino acids. Gene Ontology annotation, molecular function: G protein-coupled receptor activity. Gene Ontology annotation, cellular component: membrane.